ACAUACAAAUCAGGCAAUACAACUAACCUGUCAAACCAUUUAAAACGAAAACACGGACUCGAUAUGACCAAAACUUCGGAAGAAACUCUGACCAAAAAACGAACCAAAAACGAAGUUAACGAAUACAAAUUCUGGGCAAAUGAAACUUACUGAGGUCAUGAGACAGGUAAAAUUGACUGCUUGUCAUUCCGGUGCUAUUUCUCUAGCUAUCGGGGGAUACUUAGCUUGUGACAUGAGGCCAUUCUCAACUGUUCAGAAUGAGGGAUUUAAAAAUAUGAUUCACAUGCUUGAGCCCAGAUACACAUUACCCUCGCGCACGUACUUCUCCAACACAGUACUGCCAGCAAUAAUGAGAAACGUAGUCGCGAGAGUUAAAAAAACACCUGAAAGAAGCUGAAACACUAUCCAUUACAACUGAUGCAUGAACGUCAAGGGCGACCGAAAACUAUGUUGCAGUAACGGCGCAUUUUAUUGACAGAGAUUGGACAAUCCAAAAUUACACUCUAGAAACGAAGAAAUUCAGUGAAUCCCACACGGCAGAAAACUUAGCUGAAAGUUUGUCAUUGACUAUUGAUGCAUGGGAGCUUUCAAGAAAUGGGCGAGGUCCUGCUAUCACCACAGACAACGCUAGUAAUAUUGUUAAAGCUGUCAAAGAAGCUGGUUUGGAACCACACAUUGGCUGCUUCGCCCAUACAAUUAAUCUGGCCACUCAGCGUGGGUUGAAAGUCAACCAAGUAGAGACUUUUGGGAGAGUGAGAAGGGUGGUAAACUUUUUUUCACAAGAGCACAUCUGCAACAAGCAAACUUACUGUAAUGCAGCAAAAACUUGACUUGAAAACUCUAAAACUUAUAGGUGAUGUUCCCACGCGAUGGAACUCAACGUACGAUAUGUUACAAAGAUAUUUGGAACAGCAAGCUGCUGUCUUUGCCACCCUCAUAGACAUUAGAAGGAAUGUCAAAGAUCUUGUGACUCUGAAUGAUGAUGACAUUACAAAAAUAGAGAAAAUUAUCCAGGUUCUGAAACCAUUGAAAACAGUCACCACUUUGAUGUGCAGCCAGAAAAACCCUACAGUUUCUCUCAUACAUCCCCUGAAGGAGAUGCUGCUCAAACAAUUGCAAGUCAAACCAGAAGACAGUGACCUGGUGUCAGAAUUAAAAUCAACUAUCAGCAAUGACCUUCAGCCAAGAUAUUGCAAGGAGGAUGUGUUGAAGUUCUUGCUACAUGCGUCAGCCCUUGACCCCAGAUUUAAGGCUCUGCCUUACCUUACAGAAGCACAGAGGCAUGAGGUCUAUCACUCAAUUGGACAGAAAGCUGUUAAGGUGAAGACUGAGCCAGCUGAGCCCACUGAUGGUACUGAACCCAGACUCCCCAGCAUUCCCACAGAACCAACUCCAUCAACAUCUACUGCUGCAGCAGAUGACCAAGCUGCUGAUGAUGAUGUUCUGCAGGAACCACCUUCCAAAAUAAAAAGAGAAGUAGAAGAAAGUUGUGCUCUAUCAGAUCUCUUUGGGGAUGUGUUUGUCACCCAUGUGGAGGAAGGUAAGAGUGUCUAUGAGAGAACAGAACUGGAACUUCAAAUGUAUAAAGAGGAUGAAGUUGCCAAUCUUGACUCUGAUCCCUUGAGUUGGUGGAGGGUCAGAGAAGGGAAGUAUCCUUUGCUAUCCAAGUAUGCCAAACAAUGCCUCAGCACACCUGCCACAAGUGUUGCCAGUGAGAGAGUUUUCUCAACAGCAGGGGAUGUUGUUACUGCCCAGAGGGCUUCUUUGAGUAGUGAUAAUGUCAACAUGUUGGUAUUUCUGUCCAAAAACAUUAUCAUCCCUGCUGAUCUGGUCCAGCAGUGAAGUUGAACUGUCUGAACAAUCAACAAUGAACAUUUUCUUGCAAUUGCAAAGUUCUUUCAGUUACUUGAAGCUUGUUUUGAUGUUGAGGGGCUACAGACUCACUACUUAAGUGUUUAAUAAAUGUGUUGAAGUUAAAAAGUGUUGUGUAAUCAUUUACACAGUGGUUGAUUACAGUUUGGAUCAAAUUUUCAUAUAUUUAUGCAAAAUUUCUUAGAUUUGAUAAUCGAAUCGAAAAUAAUC
This is a messenger RNA of Haliotis rubra (blacklip abalone), 2082 nucleotides long. RefSeq names its product E3 SUMO-protein ligase ZBED1-like. Bases 814 to 1842 code for a protein of 342 amino acids. Gene Ontology annotation, molecular function: protein dimerization activity. The record is from RefSeq and is a predicted model, not a curated record. Lineage: Eukaryota; Metazoa; Mollusca; Gastropoda; Lepetellida; Haliotidae. The transcript is spliced from 3 exons.